Messenger RNA from Elephantulus edwardii (Cape elephant shrew), 390 nucleotides. RefSeq names its product PDZ and LIM domain protein 7-like. Lineage: Eukaryota; Metazoa; Chordata; Mammalia; Macroscelidea; Macroscelididae. The coding region runs from base 1 to 390 and encodes 129 amino acids. The record is from RefSeq and is a predicted model, not a curated record. The transcript is spliced from 2 exons.
AUGAAGUCCCAACCACGGACUCUCCUGCGGUACACAUUUGCACCCAGCGCCUCCCUCAACAAGACGGCCCGGCCUUUUGGGGCCUCCCCUCCUGCUGACAGCGCCCCGCAGCAGAACGGAUUGCCAGUACGACCACUGGUCCCCAAUGGCAGCAAACAACGACUGAUGGAGAACACGGAGGACUGGCGGCCUCGACCUGGGACAGGCCAGUCCCGUUCCUUCCGCAUUCUUGCCCACCUCACGGAAACCGAGUUCAUGCAAGACCCGGAUGAGGAACACCUAAAGAAAUCCAGGGAAAAGUAUGUCCUGGAGCUGCAGAGCCCAUGCUACACUCGCCUCCAGGACUGGCACCACCAGUGCUCUGCCCAUGUGCUCAACGUGCAGUCGUAG